AUGCCACCACGAUCCCGUAAUGUGACGUCCAGCGCCGUCUCCGAAUCCUCCCCUCAAAGUCCGAGAAGAAGCGACCCAACGAAGAACAGAAAGAGAGACAUUGACGAGCUGCAAGAGCAGAGCUCUCCGCUGAGGAGAUCGAAGCGCUUCAAGUCGACCGAGGCGUUAAAAGCUUCGCCAGCACCGGGCCAAUCGGAGAUCAUCGACGGUCCAUCUGCUAUCGAUUUGAGGCAAAAGAAGCCGGCAGUGUCCCCAAAAGGGAGGAGAUCACAGCCUAGUGUUUCGAUAAAGGAAGAAGUUGAGGAGAAGCUUGAGAUACCCAUCAAUACAAAGGCGGAUAAGGGGAGUCAGGCAGCGCCGGAGAAAGCAGACGAGACCACUACAGUGACGGGAAAGAUUUCGAGAAAGAGGAAGACCAAGCAGGAAAAAGAGAUUGAGAUGCUCCCUCUGCGAGCCAGAACACAAGGUGUGCGCAUGUGCGUAGGUGCGCAUGUUAGUGCCGCAAAAGGAGUUUUCAAUGCCGUGCAUAACAGCAUGCACAUCGGUGGUAAUUCAUUUGCCCUCUUCCUGAAGUCGCAGAGGAAAUGGGAGAACCCUCCCCUGCAAGAUGAUCAUCGAGAUCAGUUCCGUCAGAUGUGUCUGGAACACAAGUAUGACGGCGCAAAGCACAUACUCCCCCAUGGCUCAUAUCUCGUUAACCUAGCACAAGAGGACAAGGCCAAGGCGAAGCAGGCGUACGAUGCAUUCCUAGACGAUCUCCGCCGCUGCGAAGCGCUUGGAAUCACUCUCUACAACUUCCACCCCGGAAGCGCCAACCAAAGCAGCCUCCCGGACGCCCUCUCAAGGCUCGCCAAGGCCCUGACCAACGCCCUCGAAGCCACCUCAACCGUCGUCCCCGUCCUCGAGACGAUGUGCGGCCACGGCACCACAAUCGGCGGCUACCUACCCGAGUUCCGGGAUCUCCUCGCCCUGAUCCCGUGCGAGCACCACCGCCGCAUCGGCAUCUGCAUCGAUACCUGCCACAGUUUCGCAGCAGGGUACGACCUCUCCUCACCAGCGGGCUACCAGUCCUUCAUGAAGGAGUUCGAAGACCAAAUCGGCCUGCAGUACCUCCGCGCCCUGCACCUCAACGACUCCAAAGCGCCCCGCGGUAGCAAGCGCGACCUCCACGCCAACAUCGGAACAGGCUUCUUGGGCCUCCGCGCCUUCCACAACAUCAUGAACGACCCGCGCCUCGAAGGCCUCCCCAUGAUUCUCGAGACGCCCAUCGACCGCCCCGCCAACCCAACCCCCACCACCAUCAAAGACGAAGCAGGUGACGCCGAUGCCGACGUCGACGCCGACUCGGAACCUGAACAGAACAGCAAGAAAAAGACCCCCAAGCGGCCCAAGGCUAAACCUGCCGGGGCGAAAGCUCUCGUCCCCGACCCGUCCGUUUGGGCUCGCGAGAUCGCCCUCCUCGAGUCCCUCAUCGGCAUGGACGCCGAAAGCCCCGAGUUCAAGGCCCUCGAGGCACAGCUCGCCGAGGAGGGCCGCGAGGUCCGCGCGAAACACCAAGAGCAGUAUGAGCGGAAACUGGCGACCGAAGAGAAGAAGAAGGGUAAAGCUGCGGGGGCGGGGAAGGGCCAGAAGACGUUGAUGGGGAUGAUGCAGACAUCCGGGAAGAAGAGGAAGGGGGCUAAAAAGGGGCCUGAGAGCGAACUAGAGAGUGAGGAUGAAGGAUGUCAGAGCCAUUGA
Messenger RNA from Aspergillus udagawae, 1737 nucleotides. RefSeq names its product DNA-(apurinic or apyrimidinic site) lyase APN1. The transcript has 5 exons. Gene Ontology annotation, molecular function: phosphoric diester hydrolase activity; DNA-(apurinic or apyrimidinic site) endonuclease activity; zinc ion binding. Gene Ontology annotation, cellular component: nucleus; mitochondrion. The record is from RefSeq and is a predicted model, not a curated record. Bases 1 to 1737 code for a protein of 578 amino acids. Gene Ontology annotation, biological process: base-excision repair. NCBI's taxonomy places the organism in Eukaryota, Fungi, Ascomycota, Eurotiomycetes, Eurotiales, Aspergillaceae.